Prunus dulcis (almond) is the source of this 1340-nucleotide messenger RNA. RefSeq lists its product as uncharacterized. Lineage: Eukaryota; Viridiplantae; Streptophyta; Magnoliopsida; Rosales; Rosaceae. The transcript has 5 exons. The record is from RefSeq and is a predicted model, not a curated record. Bases 1 to 1176 code for a protein of 391 amino acids.
AUGGCCCCAAUAGUUGCCAAAAUGGUUAAAAAGAACCAGAGUUUAGUUACCAUGCGUUUUACCAACGCAAAUGAUAUUACUCCAGUUUUAGUCGCUUAUACCUUGGGCCAUUGGGAAAUAGCUCGCUUUCUCUAUUCUCUUACUCCAAUCCAUGUUUUGACUCAAGACAAUAGUGGCCGCGAUGGUGCUCAACUUAUUACCGAGUGCUUUUUCCAGAUAAAUAAAUUUGAUAUUGGAUGGGAUUUACUUCAGAAGUGCCCAAAAUUGGCCCUUACUGAAACUUACGCGACGGAUCGCUCCCCUCUAUAUGCAUUGGCUGGUUCACGUUUCGCAUUUUCAAGUGGGGUUCCACUCAGAUUUUGGCAACGCUGGAUCUAUAACAAUAUACACGUACAACAACCUCAACCUGCUCCUAUCAACUCUGAUGUUUGUGUAAAUUUUGAAGAACUAGAAGAUGACAAAAGAAAUCCAAGGGAUCUCAUUUCCUCAGGGAGUUUAUCUGCACAUCUUAAUCAUAUUCAAGGUGCAGCUUUGCAAAUGCAAAGAGAGCUACAAUGGUUUAAGGAGGUGGAGCGUAUUUUACACCCCCAGCACUUGGAAGUAAGAAAUAAGACCGAGCAAAUAACAGCACGAGAACUAUUCACCAAGAACCACAAAAAAUUGGUGAAGGAAGGAGAAGAGUCAAUGAAAGGGACAACAACUUCUUGCACAGUCGUAGGUGCCCUCAUUGUUACCAAUAUGUUUGCUGCGGCAUUUACAGUUCCUAGUGGAAACAAUCAAGAUACAGGUUUUCCCAUCUUCUUAAGAAAGAAGUUCUUUAGGGUUUUUCUUAUUUCAGAUUCUAUAUCACUCCUUUCUUCGACGACAUCAGUGAUGAUAUUCUUGGGAAUUCUUACAUCACGUUAUGCAGAAGACGAUUUCCUCAGGUCUUUGCCCACAAAAAUGCUAUUAGGCCUUUUCACCCUUUUUUUAUCUAUCGCCGCCAUGAUGGUUGCUUUUUCUUCAGCUCUUUUUAUUAUGCUUGAGGGAGAAUCAUGGGUAUCUAUUCCAAUCAGUUUGCUUGCCCGCGUUCCAAUCGCCUCGUUUGUGUGGAUGCAGUUCCCCCUCUUUCUUGACAUUUUCAUGUUUACCUAUGGAAGAGGAAUAUUUGACAAGAAAUGCAGAGCUUGGGAAUAAAAUCCUGAUUAUGCGGUGUGAUGUUUGUCUUUUGAUCUCAUGUGAUGUUCGUCUUUGGCUUUGUCACUUUUAAGAAAUUUUUAUGAAACACGUAAAGAAAACACAAUGUACGCGUGUGUUUCCAUAUAUCUAUUUCGUUCAAAUAAUACCAUCCUUAUAAUUAA